UUAUCCUGCCCUCACUGUACUCUAUGAGAUCAUGUAUCAGAUGUCCGCCUCUUGCACUCGACACGAAGAAGAAGGUCAAGAAUGCCACAUAGACACCCGUGGAAAGGACUUUCGGAUAGCGAACCGACGCGACUUGACAAGUUUGGAACCUGCUUUGUAAGUCACCCACUCGUCUCCCUGCGACCUCGCCAUAAAGAGGUCCAUGUUUAUAAUGCAUUCGGUCGUUCACCGAACCGCUGGAAGUGGUACAAAAGGUCGAGACGUGUCCUUCAAAAAGAACAUCAUCACCCACCCCAGAGAGCACUCACAUCCUCUCCUCGAACAUGUCGCAGAAGCAGAUUAAGCCUCUCGUCGUCGUCUUUGGCGCCACCGGCGAAACGGGCCAGCGCAUUGUCGAAGGUCUGCUUCGCAGCAAAGCAUUCCGCAUCGCCAUUGUCGCCCGCGAUCUCUCGAAGCCCGCCGCCUCCAGGUUCGCCGAGCAGGGCGCCGCCAUCCACAAGGCGGACCUAUUGUCCGCCACGCAGGAGAGGCUCGAGGAGAUCCUCGCCGGCGCGGACAUCGCCAUCGCAGCCCUCCUCCCCAACUGCAUCGAAGCGCAAAAGAAAAUCGCCGACGCGGGCAAAGCCGUCGGCAUCAAGCGCUUCGUGCCCAACGACUUCGGCCCCAGCUGCCCCAAGGGCGUGAUGAUCCUGCAGGACAGGAAACUCGCCAUCCACGAGUACAUCGAGUCCAUCGGCCUCGGCCACACGUACAUCGAGAUCGGCUGGUGGAUGCAGCUCACCGUCAUCUUCCCCGCGCACAUGAACUCCGCCACCGCGGACAUGGCGCGCAACCUGAUCGGCACCGGCGACGUCCCGUUCGCGGUCGCCGACGAGUUCCACAUCGGCGACUACGUGGCGCGCAUCAUCCAGGACGAGCGCACGCUGAACAAGAAGGUCUUCGUCUGGGAGGAUGAGGUGACGCAGAACCAGGUGUGGGACCUCGCGGUGAAGAAGUACGGGGAGGGCAUCCUCGAGAACAUCAGGAAAUUGGCGGAUUCCGCAUUUUGGCGUGCGGGCAUCACGAGGUCACGCAGUCUGGUCGGGAGAACGCUACACGCCGUGAAGACCGGUGGUCCUUCGCAGAUGAUGCUGCGCUACCUGUAUGAGUACUGGGACAGCUUGUUCCAACGGGGCGACAACACGCUGGCGAAGGCCAAAGCGAACGGUGCCAUUGACUACCGGGACCUCUACCCGGACAUCAAGCCACGCACCUUCGCCGAAUACGUGGAGAACCUCGGCGACGAACCCUACGUACCGCCCCAGCUGGAGAGAACUAUCGAGUAG
This is a messenger RNA of Schizophyllum commune H4-8, 1325 nucleotides long. Its product is annotated as NAD(P)-binding protein. The record is from RefSeq and is a predicted model, not a curated record. The transcript is spliced from 4 exons. The coding region runs from base 324 to 1325 and encodes 333 amino acids. NCBI's taxonomy places the organism in Eukaryota, Fungi, Basidiomycota, Agaricomycetes, Agaricales, Schizophyllaceae.